This is a messenger RNA of Cryptococcus amylolentus CBS 6039, 1677 nucleotides long. RefSeq lists its product as hypothetical. The coding region runs from base 726 to 1547 and encodes 273 amino acids. The transcript is spliced from 7 exons. Lineage: Eukaryota; Fungi; Basidiomycota; Tremellomycetes; Tremellales; Cryptococcaceae. The record is from RefSeq and is a predicted model, not a curated record.
GUCUUGGCAAGUAGCUGUGAGUACUGUGCCGCUACGACUCAAAAGACAUUGGAGAGUAACGCUGGCAUCCCAUAGGUGUACGGCUCGUACUGUGCUCUGCUUUUUACGCCGCUAUGUGACACGUCGCGAAUGAAUGACAUGCUCGCUCGCCAAUGCCUCGACCAUCUGUCACUGAAGCUGCCACCAUUGCGGAUUGCGGCGCCAGGAUUUCUGCGGAUACAUGCGGAUGAAGUCAUCGACUGUCGCUCACCAUCCUCAUCUUCCAGGCUCGACACUGAUUAGAUGAGGGCACCUGCGGUUUUGUCACCAGGCUGCUCGCUCAGACCUCGGAUUCACCAUGCUGGACAAGCAGUGACCAGGCGAUGUCGCCUCCCUGCAUCUACGGAUGUGGCCAAUGGUCAAAUGAUCCACGAUUUCCCUUGAUCCGCAUCGCCCGAUACUAGCUACGGUCAACUCAGCACAGAUCUGGCUAGCUACUAGCUCUGCUCAUGCAGUACGGUAUACGAGUCGAGAACAUAGCGAGCAGUGCUUUCCAGUGCGUUACUCUCGUGACUGGAGGUCGCCCGGUGCUAUGCUUUCCGCCGGCAGUGUUUGGCCAAAAAGAUAUAUAAGAGGGCUCGACUUCGCUGAGAAUAAAGUCCCAUCACCAACAACCACAUCCACUUCCAACAGAUCAACUACUUCUUCCUCUGUAGAAGACACUCAAACAAACCAACACUUUCACCAUGCGAUUUGCUACCGCCUUUGCCGUUCUCGCUGCUGUCGCUGCCACUGCUGGGGCGGCUCCUACCGGUAACAAGGGCCAGGAGUCUGCCAGUCUUUCUUUCUCCGGCCCUCCUCCCUCUGGCACUGGCGCUUCUGCCCCUCCCUCCGACGGUAUUCAACAGAAGCGAGGCGGCAAUGACCAGGCUCCUCCUGCUGGCCAGGAGUCCGCCAGUCUCUCCUUCUCUGGACCCCCUCCCUCUGGGGCUCCUCAGCAGAAGCGUGGCGACAACAAGAUCGCUCCCUCCGGUGCCCCUCCUGCCGAUGCUCACCAGCAGAGGCGAGGUGACAACAAGAACGCCCCCUCAGGUGUUCCCCCUGUUGACGCUCACCAACAGAGGCGAGGCGACCAGAACAACAACGGCCCCGCUCCUUCCGGUGCCCCUCCCGCCGAUGCUCACCAGCAGAGGCGAGGUGACAACAAGAACGCCCCCUCUGGUGUUCCCCCUGCCGACGCUCACCGACAGAGGCGAGGCGACCAGAACAACAACGGCCCCGCUCCUUCCGGUGCCCCUCCCGCCGAUGCUCAUCAGCAGAGGCGAGGUGACAACAAGAACGCCCCUUCUGGUAUUCCCCCUGCCGACGCUCCCCAGCAGAGGCGAGGUGAUGACAAGAACGCUCCUCCUGCCAACGCUCCUUCUGGUGCCCGCCAGCAGAGGCGAGACGGCCAGGACGCCGGACCUUCUGGCAGCGCUCCUUCCGGUGCUCCCCCCUCUGGUGCUCCUCCUUCUGGCGAGGCUCAGUCUGGUGAUGCCAAGGCUACUGCAGUCGUCCAGUCUGCUUAAGUGCGGACGCCGAGGCGCAUAUGAGCUCGCAACCUGCUCUCGAAGGUGCUAAGCAAAGGACAAUUGAAUAAAGAAGAAAGUGAAAGAAGCAAAUAGAAGAAAAAUUGAAAUUGUUGAAUGAAUUCCUGUG